Molecule: messenger RNA, 3198 nt
Organism: Meleagris gallopavo (turkey)
Lineage: Eukaryota; Metazoa; Chordata; Aves; Galliformes; Phasianidae
Source: RefSeq, a predicted model, not a curated record
AUGGAGCAAUUAUCAGAUGAAGAGCUUGACCAUGGUGCAGAAGAAGACAGUGAUAAGGAAGAUCAGGAUCUGGACAAGAUGUUUGGGGCCUGGCUAGGAGAACUGGACAAACUCACACAGAGUUUGGAUUCAGACAAGCCUGUGGCACCAGUGAAGAGAUCACCUCUCCAUCAAGAAACCAACCUUGCCAACUUCUCAUAUCGUUUCUCCAUGUACAAUUUGAAUGAAGCUCUGAAUCAGGGGGAGACUGUGGAUCUAGAUGCCCUCAUGGCUGAUCUCUGCUCCAUAGAGCAGGAACUCAGCAGCAUUGGGUCUCAUUCAGCAAAUAAUACUGCAGUGAAACGCCUUGCCACAGAAUCCAAAGUUCAGAAACCACCUACUAGCCGUCCUUCUACUAAGCAUGGCAGUAUGAAAGGAUUAUCCUCUUCAUCUGGUAAGGUUACUAAACCAUCACAUGCCAACGUUUCUUUGGAUGACAUCACUGCACAAUUAGAGAAAGCUUCUUUGAGCAUGGAUGAGGCAGCCCAGCAGUCUGUAGCAGAAGAUGCCAAACCAGUAGUUAAUGCCCAGCACAGGAGGACAGCAUCUGCUGGCACAGUGAGUGAUGCUGAGGUGCGCUCAAUCAGUAACUCCUCCCGUUCCAGCAUAACUUCUGCAGCUUCCAGCAUGGACUCUUUGGAUAUCGAUAAGGUGACAAGACCUCAAGAACUGGACUUGACGUCACAAGGGCAACCAAUCACCGAGCACUCCUAUUUGGACAGGGAAACCUCCCUCCUUCUGAGAAACAUUGCAGGAAAGCCUUCUCAUUUGCUGACCAAGGAGGAACAGGCUGCUAAACUGAAAGCUGAGAAGAUUAGAGUGGCGUUAGAGAAGAUUAAAGAGGCACAAGUGAAAAAGUUGGUGAUCAGAGUCCACAUGUCUGAUGACAGCUCAAAAACAAUGAUGGUGGAUGAGAGGCAGACGGUGAGACAAGUAUUAGACAAUCUGAUGGACAAAUCACAUUGUGGUUAUAGUUUAGACUGGUCGUUGGUGGAAACCAUCUCUGAAUUGCAGAUGGAAAGGAUCUUUGAAGAUCAUGAAAAUUUAGUUGAAAAUCUUCUCAAUUGGACAAGAGACAGUCAAAACAAACUAAUGUUUGUGGAACGUAUAGAGAAAUACGCACUUUUUAAGAAUCCCCAGAACUAUCUUCUGGGGAAAAAAGAAACCUCUGAGAUGGCAGACAGAAAUAAAGAGGUGCUGCUAGAGGAAUGUUUCUGUGGAAGUUCUGUAACUGUGCCAGAAAUUGAAGGAGUUCUGUGGCUGAAAGAGGAUGGUAAGAAGUCAUGGAAGAAACGUUACUUUCUUCUACGAGCUUCAGGAAUCUACUAUGUUCCUAAGGGGAAGGCAAAGGUCUCGCGGGAUCUCGUGUGCUUUCUACAGCUAGAUCAUGUCAAUGUUUACUAUGGACAGGACUAUCGGAACAAAUACAAAGCUCCAACAGACUACUGCUUAGUGCUGAAGCAUCCUCAGAUCCAGAAGAAAUCCCAGUAUAUCAAGUAUCUUUGCUGUGAUGAUGUAAGAACUCUACACCAAUGGAUCAAUGGCAUCCGCAUUGCUAAGUAUGGGAAGCAACUGUAUAUGAACUAUCAAGAUGCACUAAAGAGAACAGAAUCGGCAUAUGACUGGACUUCCUUGUCUAGCUCCAGUAUCAAGUCAGGCUCCAGCUCAUCUAGUUUGCCAGAAUCUCAAUCAAAUCAUUCUAAUCAAUCUGACAGUGGAGUUUCUGACACGCAGCCAACUGGACAUGUCCGUUCCCAAAGUAUUGUCAGCUCCAUGUUCUCUGAGGCCUGGAAGCGAGGCACACAACUGGAGGAAUCCAGCAAGGAAUCACUUUUUCAGGCAAUUCACUCAUAGAACUUUCUGUUCUUGUUUUUAUUAGUAUGCACAGAAGCCUUUUGGUCUUUGAAGGCAUGCAACGGCCCUUCACAAUAAUCCUAUUAAUUUGAGUUGUAUAAAGAACAAAUAAAAAGAUCAGCUGUUAAAAGCUAACAAAUGAAAUUAAUCCACUAAGAUUUUCUUCUGUUAACAAGCCACAUCUUUCUACUGUAAAGGUGCAGACAACUGAGACCUGAAGGCAGGUACGCCUGUUUAAGGCACAUUCUAGUAGUUUGGAUUCCAACGUUUGGUAUUAUAUUGUGUGGAAAUGAAGGCAGUAAAUACAAAUACUGUUAAGCAGCAGUAUUAAUAUCGACUUCAUUUGUGGUUAAAAACAGAUUUGAUAUCUCCUGUUGCUGAUAGAAAGUUACGAAAGACAGUAACCCAUUUACUCCUGGGGGUCUGUGGUGAUUUGGUUAGUUUUAUGUCUAGUAGUUGACUGGUAUAGUGAAUACCUUCACAGACAGCAGAACUGUCUUUUCAUCUAGUUGGUUGUUAGGCUCAAAGGAAUUUCCUGAACAACCAUAAUAUUGGUAUUAACUGCAGCAGUUAGGUAUGGAAGUAUGUUGGCAGAAUGUUGCGGGAAGGUAUCUUCACUCAUGCAAUUCUGAAUCUUUCUCAGACUGUAGGUUCAAGCUAGAGAAGCAGGCUUUUUAAAAGAAAACCAGGGGUCGCUACACCUGACAUUGGUGCAUCAGAUGAAUAACUAGAAAUAAGACACAACGCCACGUGUACAAAUGAAAAAGUACAGGUGGCGCAAUGUGAAAACUGACUUGGCUGUUUUCUUUGAGGCUUGGAAAUUUUCUGCAGUGUCUGCAGGCUUGGAAAUUAUCUGAAUGUAUUAGCAAAGUAAUACACAGCCCAGGAACGUAGCUUGCUGAACUGUGACCCAGAUUUUUCUGCUGCAUGUGUGCAAAACCUGCUGCAUGUUCAUCAGCACAUGGCUUGUGUAUGUGUACAGUAUGCAUCAUUUGUGCAGGGGCUGGGUGGAUCAAAAAGACAGGGCAUGCGAGUCUGUCUAGCAUGUUAUCCUACAGAGGUGGAAGAGUGCUGCUAUGAGACUGUAAUGUUACUGUUUUCUGAAGUUUUGGUUUUCAUACGAGAUCUUGCUUCUGCAUUCUAUGAAAUUCUGGAGAAAAAUUGAAUUUUAGCACCUUGGAUCACUGCUGUUCUUAUCCAGUCCAUAGUGCCAAUGGCAAUUGCUCAUUUAAAUAAACCCCAAUAAUUUUUGUUAUCUGAUUAAAGCAUUUUUACGAAUAAAACAUUCAGACUAUUCCCUAUUAA